This is a messenger RNA of Contarinia nasturtii (swede midge), 5468 nucleotides long. RefSeq lists its product as uncharacterized. Gene Ontology annotation, cellular component: cytoplasm; nucleus. The record is from RefSeq and is a predicted model, not a curated record. NCBI's taxonomy places the organism in Eukaryota, Metazoa, Arthropoda, Insecta, Diptera, Cecidomyiidae. The transcript has 8 exons. Gene Ontology annotation, biological process: phosphatidylinositol phosphate biosynthetic process; inositol phosphate biosynthetic process. Gene Ontology annotation, molecular function: inositol hexakisphosphate kinase activity. Bases 1792 to 4005 code for a protein of 737 amino acids.
GGUAUUUUUCCGUUGUUGCUGUACAUGCAACUGUCGAACUAUUUGCUCUAUCUAUUUAUUGUUCAAAAAGCAUUGCAAAUGCAAAACUUUACGUCGAAUGACACUCUUUUUAUUUGAAUGAAUCGGAAUUUUGUGAAUUCACACCAAAGACGAGCACAUACAUUUUUAUUUUUUGUUAAAUGUAGGAAUCAACAUUGAAUCGAUUCUCCGAUUUCAUUGGAAUGAAUUGAAACGAACGGUGAUAUAAUUUUUUUGGUUGGAAUGAGGAAAGCAUUACUUUAAAUCUGAUGCAAUUCAAAGCACUCUGGCCAUAAGAUUUCAGGUGUAUUAUGAUUAUACAAUAAACUGGUGUAAGUGCAUUUUGCAAAAACUAGAGAUAGAAACACCGAAUUCAAUUGAUUUAAAUUGAAUAUAACAACGCGGUCCUUGUUCGUACAGCAAAUUGUACAUUUUCAAGAAACAGGUGCACGUGCUGUUAUUACAGCUAAACGAAGCAGAAUAUAUAUAUAAUAUCCAAAUAAUCCAAACUAAAACACUUCAUAUCGUCACUCACGAUGACAUGUGACUCAAGGCAAAUAGUGCAAUAAAUAAGUGCAUUAUAUAGGAUCUUGGUUUUGGUGUAAUAGUCUACUUGUGCUGUGUGAAAAAUUUUUUUAGUCACUUAAGAUACAGUGUUAGAUUUGCUCAUGCGUUGAUUCGCUGUGAAAACGACGAGCAAUUUUUUUUUUUUUUCAAAUAAAAACGAAAAGGAAUUGUGUGUCGAUCGCUUUUUUCUAUCUCAAUCGUAUCCAAAAUCUACAUACAAUUAUUACAAUUAUAUUUUUAUAUUACUUAGAGAUUGAUCGAAAAUUAAACGCUACGGAACACACGUGCGUAUCAACUGACAGAAAUUUCGUAGUGAGAUAAACAGUCAAACAGAAUCAAAAUUGAAAAAAACACACAAUUUGAACGAGGUUUUUCUACAGACAAAAUUAGUAGACUGGCGACAGCCAAAAAUUCGUGAAUAAUUGAUAAAAGUUCACAUUGAAAUACAGUGUUCGAAACGCGAGACAACAUUAUUUUAAAUUGCAAGAAUACACAAUAACAAUAUUGUCUUCAUUUGAGGUUUAAAAAAAAUGAGUGCGUGUCUCGGCAUACAAAUACCAAAGACAUUUUAAAAAUAAAUAAACAAGCAAAAUUACAAAUACACAAAAUAAACGUGAUUUACAAAUUAGUUUUGUACCGGUGACAUCCAUUGUGUGGAUUUGCGUGCAUAUAACUAUCACUUCAAAGAGUUCAACAUUUGGCAAAAAUACCAAAGCGAUUGGCAUAAACAUAGUUCUUAAAGAAGACAAGAGAAGGUGAUAUCUGUGGAAAAAGGAAUUUUGUAGUUAAAACUCGAGUCAAUUGGAAACCGUCAAAAUUCAAUCGUUUACGUGGAACAAGGCGUUUGGUUGCGCGACAACAUUGAGUGUGUCGCUUCAGAUCGCAUACGAACUGAUCAAAAUUCGGCUACUAUCGAUUCUAGCGCCCAACUUUCCACCAAUCAUUGAACUGUUCCUGAAAGUCUAUUGCGUAACAAGAUAAUAGAAAAACCUGAUAAGAGGCUACAAACUGAAACGGCACUUGGUGGUAACUAAGGUUGGGGUGCGCAAAUCAUAAAUGCAGCUAACAGAAAGGGCACAAUCAAGUUCUCUGCAUCAACGACGACAACGAUUGUCUACUUGAAUUUAGUGAAACUAAAACAUCAAACUGACCGAAUCGAUUGAUUGCACGGUCAGGAAUAAGACAGGAAUUUAGGUAAAACGCUUUAUGUCAACGGUUGUCACCCAAGCUGAAUUUUGCGCCACCACGGUUACGCAAACAGAUUACUCUAUCUCCGCAGCGUCGUCCGCUGUAUCGCCAAAUGAUUUUCGGCGAGCAUGGAUAACGCCACAUCCGGAAAAUUUACCCGGUUUAGCGGAGAAGACAUCAAUUCAAAAUCAAUAUGCUGGAUCAAAAUUGACGGUUGCCGAUAACACCAAAUUACCUAAUCCCAUACAAAAACCAUUGAAUCCACAUCAAAAGCAACAACAAUUACAUUCAAAACAAUCAUCCAUCGACCAUGAUGACGAAGUUGCUUUACAUCCAUUAUCAAAUCAGGUUGGAGGUCACACGCGACUGCUGCUGCUAAACCAGAGUACGGUCAUAAAACCAUUGAAUAUUCGUGAAUUAGAUUUUUAUCAAAACAUUCCAUCGGAUAUUCAGCUAUUCGUUCCUAAAUACAAAGGUGUUAUGCAAGCGACAACGAUGAGUGGUUCAAAGUUGGAGAAACGCUACUCGCCCAGUUUCCAUGAAGACUCCAAUCGAAAACCGAGUGCAUCGAAACGUAAACGCGAUGACGUUUUACGAAUGAAAGUCCAUAGGAAUGGAAAUGCGAUGGAGAUAAUUAAAAGUAUUUCUCAAAUAGACAACUCUAACAAAACAUAUUUUCUAAUGCUGGAGAAUAUAACGUCACAGUUUCGUCAGCCUUGUAUAUUGGACUUGAAAAUGGGCACCAGACAACAUGGAGACGACGCAUCCGCUGAGAAGCGCAGCAAACAAAUGGCAAAAUGUGCUGCAAGCACAUCGGCAACGCUAGGAGUGCGACUAUGUGGUAUGCAAGUGUAUCAAGCUGACAUUGAACACUACAUGAAACGCGAUAAGUACUUUGGCCGUGAAUUGAAUGAAGAAGGAUUCAAAAAGGCAUUGUACAAUUUUUUUCACAAUGGAUUUCGAUUGCGAACGAAAGUUAUGCGAAAAGUUGUACAAAAAAUGGAUCAACUAAGGCGUGUAAUUGAACGACAAUCUAGCUAUCGAUUUUAUUCAUGUUCAUUGUUAAUCGUUUAUGAGGGCUACGAAGAUCCAAAGGAAGACCUUACCGCAUAUGAGGAUCCAUUACCAAUUGAUUCAACAAUCGAUGUAAAUAACAGUUUAAGGAGCCAAGGCGAUAGUCAAUCAAGACCGAUGGAAGAUGAUUCACAUAGUGGAAAUUGUUCAUAUGAUGCUGAUGCCUCCAACGAUUCGAUCGAAUUGAAUUUGUCAUUAGACGAACAACAGCCGGAUACACAACAAACGUCACAGCAUGUCAGCCAGACACAAUCAAACCAUUUACCUCUCCCCGUUACUAUGCCAAUCGUUUCAACUGAAAUCACAUUGACAACGACUUCGAUCGAUGUACCAAUUGUGCAACGUGAGCUCGGCGAAUCAGCAGUACGUGGAGCAUCAGUAACACCAUUCGUUCCGAUCAACGAAGAAACGGUUUUUCUUGAUGCUGAUCCAGUUACAUCGUCCGGAAUUUCAACAAUGUCAAGUCCAAUGUCGUGUGAUUCAUGGAUGAAUUACAGCAGCAAUAGCAGUGAUGAUUUAUCAGCCAUAUCUGAUCGAAUACAUGCACACCAACAACAACAACAGGAUAGCUCGGAAGACAGUAGCCUUGAAUUUGAUACAUCGUUGCCGCAAUCAACACCGAAAUCGAAACGUAACUUCAACGUAGUGAGCGAAUAUACGUUACGGCCAAACCGUGUAACUAAUUCCACAGAUAAAAAUGAUCAUAAUCUUGGUGAUGACAAUGAUGACAACAACAACGACGACGACGACGAUGAUGAUGAUGAUGUUCAUAACAAUAGCUGUGUAAGCCAAUCGAAGCGAUUACGUGGUCAAUCAACAAACGUGACAAAUUCAUUGCAAUCGCCACCAUCAUCAUCAAUUACAGCCAAUGGAUCAAAACGAAAGGCCUUACAUCGAAAUAGUUCACUAUCCGGUGCUAUUUGUGAUAUUCGAAUGAUCGAUUUUGCUCACACAACGUUUGUUCGAAAGAAUGACCAAAUUUCCGGUUAUUCGAACGCAACAACCGUACAACAUCAAGGACCUGACAAUGGUUUUUUACGUGGAAUUGAAAGCUUACGUCGUCUGCUGUCCGAAAUUCUUAAUGAUGAUGACAUCGAAAGUGAACGAAAUGAAUCACAACAACGCAAAUCGGACAUUUCGGCCGAGGCAAUAUCGUAAAACCAAAUAAAUUGUCCAGCAUGUAGGGUUAUAUUUACUAAAUUUGGCGUACGCGUAUUUAUCGUGAUUCAGUUGCGAUUCAAAUACCAAAUUUUAUGCCGUAGUAGGGAAAUAGGGGAAGCAAAGUCCAAAUUUUUAUGAUGAUAAGUUAGUGAGAAAAGCAAAUUAGGUUGGAUUGAUACCUGACAAAUUAAUUGUGAUUAGAGCAUUUUUAAUAAAAAAAAAAUUAUUAUGACUUAACGAAAAACAAAAAGUAUAUACAUUUUUAAUGCAAAAUAAAAUAACGGACGUGACAUGAAAAUAAAUUAAAAACAAAACUAAACAAUUGUGUAACGUUAGAUUUAGAUGAAGAAUGAAAACCACUAUAUAUAAAUUAUUAUUGUCAAUUUUGAAAUGAUGAAAAUUCUUGCAAAAGAAAUUAUAUUGUCUUUUACAUACACGAAACGUGCGACUAAUUUCAAAAAUGAAAAUCGAUUUGAGUGAAAUUUAGAAAUUUUACAACAGCAAUCUAAGGGCAAAACUGUACAUUGUUAUUGUCACCAAUUUGUAAACUUAUUUUGUGAUUCGAGAGGGGGGAAAAAGUGUUACAUCAAAAAUCAAUGAAAACAAACAAAAAAUUAGCUAUUAUUUAUUUGAUGGAUAAAAUACUGUGUUGAGACUCGAUCUCUGUACUGUGUAACAAAGAAGAAGAAGAAAAAAAAUUAAAUUUUCAGUUCCAGUUGCUUAUUAGCAGACACUAUAUUGAGCUGACUUUUGAAAUCGCGGACAUUUUGAUUUUAUGACGACCACAAUUUGUCUUCAAUGUGUGAAUGCAAUGUGUGAGUUCUAUGUAUUUUAGAGGUCACCAUUUAUCAGACACACCUUGCAGAGCCAAAUUGUUGUGGUCCACAAAAUCAAAAGGUCCCAAAAUAGCACGCCAUUUCAUCUCAUUUCAAUAUUCAUCUCAAUAUAAUGUCUGUGUUAUUAGUAAAUAAAUUAGUUGCAUAAUCAUGUUUAGUUUUUCAUAAAUUAUGUAAAAAUUUGACAAUACUAUGUUGAUAAUUUUAAUUUUUCAAGAUUGGCAUCGACACAUUGUCGAAUAUUGUACGUAUGUAAUCUUCUUUUUAAGAUUAACCGAUUUCAACUUCCAUUUUAUGUUGCUCGCAAAACAAAUCAAAUUCAUUAAAUUUCACUUAUGACACACAAUUGUUGUAAAGACUUUUUUAUAACGAAAACAAAAAAGAAGCGAUCUCGCAAAUACCUUUCCAUUUUUAUUUUAUUUUAAGCAUUCAACGCAUUGGGAAAAUGUCAUUCUAUAUUUUGUAAAUUUCUCUGUGAAUUUUAAAACUUCAACAAAUAAAUUCUCUUCGAUCAAUCGUCAGAUCAAUUAACCAACAUUUGUAUGAUCAAUUUGUAAAAUUAAUAAUUUUCGAAAUAUAAAAAUGAGAAAAUGUUAAUUUUGAAAACAAGCGUCACAAGAAUCA